Durusdinium trenchii is the source of this 1697-nucleotide messenger RNA. The record is from the annotation of a GenBank genome assembly. Lineage: Eukaryota; Dinophyceae; Suessiales; Symbiodiniaceae.
AGCCACUUCAAGAGCGAAGAAGACCGUCAUCCCACCUUGCUUGCUCUGACGAACAUGGCACCAACCUGCUUCAGCGGUUGUGCUCGUGGCCUCCCAGAGUUCUUGAAGGGAAGAGGCUGUCUGCGUGGAUUGCGGGACAAUCAGAGCGCAGCACUAGCGGCAUCCAGACAGGCCGAUCUUUUGGUGGAAAGAGAUGGCGCAGCAGCCUCAAUCCCACAGCUCAGCUGUCCUGGUUUGAUCUCCAGAAGUCAAUCGGCCAUCAGCGAAGAGGUGCAAUCAGGUGCUUCUUUUGCCAUGGAAAGGCCCACUCUUCUCACUGCCAAGGCGGUUUCACCAAGGAAGGAGACCAGCGCUCCAAGUCCUUUAGGCAAGCUCGGUCCAAGUCCUCGAGACCUUGACGGACCUGAUGGAUCACUCUCAGCAUUGACCACUGCAACCGCUUUUGAAGAGGUUGGAUCUCCUGGAAAUGCUCAAACAACUUUUGGCUGUUGCAUAGCCGGAGCUCCCAAUCCGCGUUCUACCAAUCUGGAUUCCGAGUGGUUCUGGGACACCUCUGCAGCGGUGGGAGAGGCAGCCUGGAAUGGCGGGAAGAAUGUUGCAUCCUUCCUUGGUGAGCAGAUCUACACAGCUGCAGUAUUUGCACAACCACACCUGGAAUCCAUGGCAAGCUCCACAGCAAAUGCUCUCAAAGCAGCUGCGGAGGACAGCAUGGACAAGAUCCGAGCCCUUGGACCAAGAAGAAGCAAGCUUGAGCGGGCUCGGGCAAGUAUGGCCUUGCACGCACCAGUUCUACAAACACCUGCUUUGCCAUCACUUCCUGAGCUCGAUGCAUAUACAGCACAAAUGGGCUUUGGCUUUGUAGCUCCAGGAGCAAUCAAAAAACCUAACAUUUUUUUGAAAGGAAGCUCGCAGCGUCCUUGCCUUGCUCCUAGUAGUAAGGCCAGGAGCCCCUAGUAGCUUCUUGUUACUAGUAGAGAUGCCAGGAGCCCCUAGUAGCGUCCUUGCUCCUAGGGUGGCUGGGCAAAGUGGAGCACGUCCUGAUCAAAUGAUUGAGCCAAACCAUCAGUCUUCCCGCUCCCGGUGUGGGACAGUCUUAUGCACAGCCACCGACAUGGUCCAAUCCGGGACAGACGUUUGCUCAUGAAGUGUUCACUGGCCAGCACAGGUUGGUCACAACUUCUCCUCAGGCUCCUCUUGCAACUGGCUUUCGGCCUGAGGGCUUGCACAUGCCUAGCGAUUCGUGGCUUCCACAGCAUUCACAUAGCUUUGCGUACCAGCAGAACCAGGCUGCCUUGGUGCCGCAGCAGUCGUAUAGCUUGGGGCACAGGUACCAAGAUCAACAUGCUCUGAUGGCACAGCACUCACACAGCUGGCAUAUGCAUCAAGAGCAAGCUGCUCAAGUUGCCUGGUUGCCACCAAGAGCUGCUGGUGGCCAUGCACAGUCUUUCACUUUGGGUGAUGCCUCGUACCGAACAACUUCAGGUCGGCGACCCUUGGCACCAAACCGUAUCAGCUCUGCUACAGGCUAAUGCUCGACAGAGUGCCAUUCUCCAGAUUUCAUUGGUUUUGAAGCGCAGCAUGAGGCUGUCGCUUGCAAAUUUGUAUUCAGGCCAUCAAUGCAUGGUUCAGCUUUAGAUCCAAAUGGCACGAACGCCAGCACUGCAAGCCAGCACUGCACGCCCCAAAAAGAGCCUCCC